UAUAGUGUCAGUUGCGUCUUCUAGCUGAGUAAUUAACAAGCCGCCUCCUGAUAAUUACUGCGCAGUCCCUUGUAGUGGGAAAAGAGACGUGGACAAUGUCUGAGUCAAACCGGCAAGACGAGAGUCAACAAUCGACUAAAGAAGAAGACAGCAAAAAGAAAACAAAAAAAGAUAAUAUUGAAGACCUGAUUGAGCUCAUUAUAAAAGACGAAAAGACAGCCGAGGAUAACGAGAAGAUCAAACAAGAUGUCAAAGAACUACUAAAAGAAUCAGAGCAGCUAACAGCUACAGCAGCUAACAACGGUCAAAAGUGGGCAUUCUUUUUAAUGGUGAGCUACCAAUUAAAGCGAUCAGAUCGCAAAGAGCUGAUAGAACUUGGGAUCAGUUUAGUAGAAGAUGCAAGAAAUAUUGAAAAUGAAGGAAAUUCUUUCAAGGAAAUCAAGCAAAUUGUCACACCAUCAGGAUUAGAGAAUCUAUCUAAAACCUGGCAAAUGAAUCUUUUGGAAUUGUCCUUAAUGGUAUGA
This is a messenger RNA of Exaiptasia diaphana, 524 nucleotides long. RefSeq lists its product as uncharacterized. The coding region runs from base 96 to 524 and encodes 142 amino acids. Lineage: Eukaryota; Metazoa; Cnidaria; Anthozoa; Actiniaria; Aiptasiidae. The record is from RefSeq and is a predicted model, not a curated record. The transcript is spliced from 3 exons.